Molecule: messenger RNA, 430 nt
Organism: Acaulospora morrowiae
Lineage: Eukaryota; Fungi; Glomeromycota; Glomeromycetes; Diversisporales; Acaulosporaceae
Source: the annotation of a GenBank genome assembly
AAGCACACAAGGAAAACUCGCAGCCGCUACUCAACGACAGACAACCGAAUACAUGCAACCAUUCUUUAGGUCAUUGAAAAAAAAGGCAAGUCAUCUAUCUAUCUCUAUUGAUCUACUUACUACUCUUCGAUCAAUUGAACCUGAUGUACUAGCUCGAGUAACAGAAAUCACCCAUUACAUGCAAAUUCGUGAAUACAUGAAUGCAAAUGACGCAUACUUACGAUUAUCUAUCGGAAAUGCACCGUGGCCAAUUGGGGUUACCAUGGUUGGUAUUCACGAACGUUCUGCACGUGAAAAGAUUUUCUCGGCCCAAGUUGCUCAUGUACUUAACGACGAAACUACUCGUAAAUGGAUUCAAUCGAUAAAGAGACUAAUGACUUUUUGUCAGACCAAAUAUCCGCCAGAUGAUAAUUCACAAUUAAUGGGAUAA